Oryzias melastigma (Indian medaka) is the source of this 3669-nucleotide messenger RNA. Its product is annotated as integrin alpha-M. Gene Ontology annotation, biological process: cell-matrix adhesion; cell-cell adhesion; integrin-mediated signaling pathway. NCBI's taxonomy places the organism in Eukaryota, Metazoa, Chordata, Actinopteri, Beloniformes, Adrianichthyidae. Gene Ontology annotation, molecular function: integrin binding. The record is from RefSeq and is a predicted model, not a curated record. The transcript has 31 exons. Gene Ontology annotation, cellular component: external side of plasma membrane; integrin complex. Bases 114 to 3548 code for a protein of 1144 amino acids.
CAUGAUUUUUGCAUUUUGCUUUCAGCCUCGCUUCCUCGACACCGUCAGCAGUAGAAGCAGCUGCUUCCUCAGGAUUUAUCACGCUCCUUGCUACUUUCAAUGGAAGUUGCAUAAUGGACUGGAUAAUUAUUGUAACACUGUUCUGCUCAGCAGUAAAAGUCAGUGUUUGUUCUGUGGAUCCUGCGGCUUGGAAGUCUCUGAGUAAUGACGCUGAAGGUUUCGGCUACCAGGUGAUACAAAGACCAACCGGCUUGCUUGUUAGCGCUCCCUUUGAACAAGUUUCAUCAACUGAAAGAGGUCAGAUGUUUGACUGUUCACCCGAGGGUUGCAAAGCUAAGUCACUUUUGGUGCCAGAAAAUGCUGUAAACCUGUCCCUUGGUUUAAAUAUGAUAACUAAUCCUGAAGAUCAGAAUACCAUGAUUUGUGGUCCUAGUGUUGCUAUGGAAUGCAAACUUGUAACCUUGUACAAAGGUCUUUGCGUUGAAGUAGAUAAAAAUAACAAAUUUCAACGACAGAUGCCCGACAAACUGGAAGAUUGUGGUGAAAGUGACAUCGCAUUUCUUCUGGAUGGCUCAGGCAGUGUACUCCCGGAAAAUUUUGUAGUUGUGAAGGAUUUUGUGAAAAAAAUGAUUGUUUCUCUCAAGCAAAAAGGUACAAAGUUUGCCAUUGCUAAGUUUUCUGAUACUGACAAAUUUAAACUGGAAUAUGACUUCAACACAUUUCCCCCUUUUGGCUGGGAAGAGAAAAUUGAUGAAAUACCAUAUGUGAUGGGACAAACAUAUACAGGUGCAGCCAUCAAAUCUCUUAUGACCGAUUUGUUCACCCCUUCCGGAGGUUCCAGGAAAGAUGCAAAAAAGAUUUUGAUAGUCAUCACAGAUGGAAAGUCUUCUGACCCUGAAGACUUAAAAAAAGCCUUAAAGGAAGCUGAAAAAAAAAACAUUACUAGAUUUGCCAUUGGGGUGGGUUCACACUUUAAGGACAAAGCAGCACAGGAAGAACUUAACAACAUCGCAUCCCCCCCUCCAGAAAAUCACAUGUUUCGGGUUGACGGCUUUGAUGCUCUUGAGAAGAUGCGAAAUAACUUGGAAUUCAAAAUAUUCUCUAUUGAAGGAUCCAAAAGUGGAACAAAACUAACAUCCGAAUUAUCUCAGGAGGGGUUCAGUAUGGCUUUUGUCCCCAGGGGAGUUCAGAUGGGUACUGUUGGUGCUAACGAUUGGAGGGGGGGCUUCAGAGAGUACGACUACAUUGGUAGACUUUCAGGGUCCUAUGAGCCUAUGGAUUUGGAACAGGACAGUUACCUUGGAUACUCCAUGGUCAUUGCUAAAAACAAAAGCGAUAUCCUGACCAUUUUGGGAGCUCCGAGAAAUCGACACACAGGAGCCGUUGAUGUGGUUUUCAAAAGAAAAUUACAAAAAAGGAUCCAUCCUAAAGAGUCGCAGGUUGGGCAAUACUUCGGAGCUGUGAUUUGUGCCAUGGAUGCGAAUGGAGAUGACAUCACGGAUCUGAUUCUUAUAUCUGCUCCGAUGUACAAAGACGGCAACAGAGAAGGACGAGUUUAUGUUUGCACAUUAGCGAACAGGGAUGUUGAUUGCCAUUUUAAUACUAGGUCCUCACUAAUCAUAUUAAAAGGAGAUGCAUCUGAAAUCGGAAGGUUUGGAUCUACUCUUGCUGUUCUGCCUGACCUAAACCUUGAUGGAUUUAAAGAUCUGGCAGUCGGAGCCCCUUUGGAGAACAAUGGUGAAGGCAGCAUCUACAUAUUUCUCAGUGAAAGCGGCAAAAGUAUCAAUCCGUCUUAUUCACAGAGGAUCACUGCCUCUGAUGUGCAGCCUGGAUUGAAGUUCUUCGGCAUCUCCAUCAGCCAGCAGUCUUUCGAUCAGAAUGGGGAUGGACUGCCUGAUUUGGCGGUGGGGUCAAAGGGCACAGUUGUUUUACUCAGAUCAGCGCCUGUUGUGAUGGUAAAAGCAGAGGUUUCCUUCAGCCCAAGCGAAAUCCCGGCUCCUUCUGGAAAGUGCAACAUUCCAGUAGAGGGCACUGCCACAGUUUGCUUUACUAUGACAAAUGUCUCUGCCGUUGACACAGCUAAUGCACAGAUUAAUUACACUUUAACAUUGGAUUCCACCCGGAAACAUCCAAACAACCGGGCUUACAUUCAUGAAAAGGAACGACGAAACAACGUAUCUGGAUCAGUGGAUUUAGACCUAGUAGGAACAAAAUGUAUUGAUCUGAAUUUCUUGAUCAAGCCCUGUCCAGAAGAUGCUUUCAAUCCACUUAGGAAUGAACUCCAAUUCACUUUUGAUGGUUUGCCAUCUGAAACGAAACUUAAACCGAGUCUGGACAAAAGAAGUCAAACCACUACACAUUACCAAUUGGAGUUUGAGAGGAAUUGUGGGAAAGAUAACAAAUGUGUGGACAACCUUAAAGUGGAUUUUAACUUCAGCUCUGCGUUGGUUAAAGUGGGCAUGGAUGAACUUCUGAAUGUAACCGUAUCACUGGAGAACACAGAGGAAAACUCGUACAACACCUUUGUUACUCUCACGUAUCCAGCUGGAAUCUCCUACAGGAAGUUCUCACCCCUGAAGGGAAGAAUUGAAUGCAACUCAGCAGACAGUGAGGAUGGUGUAACUCAGGGAAUCACCAAUUGCACUAUUGACAAACCUAUUUUCAAGGACAAGGCCAGAUUUAACGUGUCCUAUGGGAUUGGAACCAACAGUCAACUAGGAAGAAGGAUUGUUGUCACAGCCAACGUCACCAGUGGGAAUUCAGAGCAUGCCACAUCAAGUGAACUCCACAAGGAGAGAGAGAUUGACGUGAAGUACAGCAUACUGGUUACAUUCGACAGCUACUCUAGCUACUGCAAUUUCACCUUUGGAAAAAAAAAUAAGCCAAAACCAUUCAACCAGUUAAUAGAGGUCACAAACAACUUCAGAGCUGUGAAUCUGACUGUUGUGCUCAAGAUUCCUGUAAAGAUUGGCCAACAAGACAUUUGGACAGACUUAGGAGAUCUGCAGAUUCCAGGCUGUAAAAGUAGGAAAAAUGAAGAGCCUGCAGUCAGUGAUUCUGUUGCACAAAUAAAAGAGCACAAGCGAGUGAACUGCUCUGUGGCCACAUGCUCGGUCUUUGAGUGUGAUGUGUUCAUGAAGAAAAUUGAUAGAAGGACUUUCAACAUCACUGCCAAUCUCAGUCCAAAGUGGAUAGAUCAGAUUGGACUUCCAGAUGCCAAAUUCCUCUUGACCAGCAUGGCCAGUCUAGAAUACGACAAAGAUGAGUUCAUCUUAUCAACACACUCUUUGGUUCCUAAGAUCGAAGCAGAAAUAGAGGUGUACUCUGAACCAAAUUUCAUCAAGGAGAUAAUUGGAGGAUCUCUGGGAGGAUUCCUUUUUCUGCUUUUGGUCACAGUCGUCUUGUAUAAGGCUGGGUUUUUCAAGAGAAAAUACACUGGAAUGACUGAGGAAACUGCAGCGCUAAAUGAUCGUGUCUUAAUAAGGUCACAAAACAGCGAUUCAACCUUGAAGUCACUCCUCUCCAUCAACACCAAAGAGGAACUGUGAUGCAACAAUGACUCAAACUAGCCCUGUCAUCACUGCAAAACAGGAAGUUUUGAAAUUGCCCGGUUAACAAGUAAAUGCAUCUGCAAAGCUUAAGGAAACUGUUCCAAAAUUACUUACUCCA